Molecule: messenger RNA, 1065 nt
Organism: Ciona intestinalis (vase tunicate)
Lineage: Eukaryota; Metazoa; Chordata; Ascidiacea; Phlebobranchia; Cionidae
Source: RefSeq, a predicted model, not a curated record
GGCGUUUUACUCGUAAGUCAUGCUGCUUGGAUGAGAUGGGUUCCAGCCAACGUAAACUUGAUUGCUGUAGCGACAAGCAGUGUCACUUGCAUCUACAUUUCCCACAUAACGUUGGUGGCCAUGGCAACCGGAUGCGCAGCGGCGAGCUUGGCAGUUAUCGGUUGUUGUGGAGCGAUGUCGAACAGCAAGUACAUUCUAGGAAUGUUUUUCAUGUUUCUUGUCGUGUUGUUUGUUCUUCUGUUAACAUUGGUGGGGACGGGGGUCUGGAUUCGAACCCAGAUUACUGAAGCGUCAACGUACGAGUUGCAAUCUUCGUUUAUUCUCAGUUACUAUGGCGACGACGGUGACAACGUUGAAUCAGUUGCAUGGAAAUAUAUACAACGAGAUUUAAAAUGUUGCGGCGUAUCGACAGUUAACGGUGAUCAAGAUUAUAUUGGACUAGAUGGUGGGGUGAAGUUUAAAGGGGGUGAGGUUAAGGGUGCAAAAUUUUGGAGGAUCCAUCCAAGAACUAACUUCACAUCAGACCACCCUGCAUGGCCAGACAGUUGCUGUGUACAAGACGAGCAAAUGACGUACAAGAACUUGCAAUUAUGUCGUUACGAUUCAGAGGCAGGGGAAUAUCGAUAUACUGAGGGCUGCAGGGACAAAGUGUCGUCAUUCCUUGGCAACAAUUUCCUUCUUAUAUCAGCUAUGGCUGCAACACUUGCUAUUAUUGAGACGAUUCACUUCUGUGUGGUUCGCCAGUUAGAAGCAGCGAUGACGACACCGGACAAUGUUUCACGAAUCACCCAGUUCUCGUUUGAAGCGCCCAGUAGCUCAAGUCUUAAUCGGUUAACUUAACACAUCAACUUUAUUACAACUUUAUUGCGGUUCAAAAUAAAAUGUACCACUUAUUAUUAUCGUGCAACAAAACAAAAAAUGUGGUCAUUUAAAAAUAAUGUUUUUUUUAAGUUGUUUUUACACAAAUCUGCCAAAUUAUUGUAAACAAUUUGUAGUAUUUAUUAUUUCCGUGCAACAAACGGGAAAUUGAAGAAAGGAAAAUAAACUACGAACUCCUUCACAGUU